AUGCCUGCCAACCCAACCAACUCACCAUUCCACCCGUUCAACUCGGCAGACGCCUGGCACGCAGCCAACAUCAAGCGCCUCGCGAUCGGAUGCGGCCUGGGGGCGAUCAAGGACCAAGAAAUCCCCAGCAUCAACCUGCGGGUGUGCCAGGUUUGUGACCACAUCUUCGAGGCAACCAACCUCCUGACGGCCAGCCUGGACGAGCGCCGCUACACCUGCUGGGCGCCCGAGUGCAUCUCCCGCUUCAGGGACUACUACAUCCAAUGGCCCGAGCUACGCUCGUCCGUGGUGGGCGGCUUCCGCGCCGCCGACGUCAGCCCCAGAGUUGCUGUGUUGGUCAGGCACAAGCACGAGGAGCACCUGGGGCUGGCGGAGGAGCUGGUGAGGAAGUUGGCUGAGGCUGAGGGUGGAGGCGCUGGUGCUGCUGGCUCUGGGCCAAAUGAGCCGCAGCAGAGGGAUGCCGCGACGGUGUUACGGAAUGCCUGGCAGCGUUCCAGGCAGCUGGACCCGGCUAACAAUUGA
Molecule: messenger RNA, 522 nt
Organism: Pyricularia grisea
Lineage: Eukaryota; Fungi; Ascomycota; Sordariomycetes; Magnaporthales; Pyriculariaceae
Exons: 1
Coding region: 1-522 (173 amino acids)
Source: RefSeq, a predicted model, not a curated record